UCAUUCAGUUGAUUUCCUACUUCCUGUGCCUUUAAGCCGUGUAUUUCAGGCGCUGCUGGAUGUGUGUCUGUCUGGCUCCAGACCAAGCAGCUGCAGUUUUGUAAGGAGCUGUGCUCUGUAAGAUCUUGUGUGUGUUUUUUUUUUCCCCUCCCACCAUGGUGGCAUGCUGCUCUUUGAAGAACGUCUGCGAAUAUGAAACCAACAAAGUGGUGCGGAUCCAGAGCGUUUACUACGGGAGUCUCAAGUGGGCUGUCCAUACAGUGGUCUUCCUUUAUGUCUGCAUUGUCCUUAUCACCGACAGACGUUAUCAGAAGAAAGACACUGUCAUCAGCUCAGUGCACACAAAAGUGAAAGGCGUGUCGCAGACAAACACGAGGAUCUGGGACACAGCGGAAUACACCAUCCCCAUGCAGGGAAUAGAUUCCUUUUUUGUGAUCACCAACAUCAUCAUGACGGAAAACCAAAUCCAAGGCGCUUGCCCGGAGUUCCCCCUCGCCAAAGCUGUUUGCUCAACGGACAGAAGCUGUACGAAAGGCCGUGUGGACCCCCAGGGUAACGGAAUUCAGACAGGCAGAUGUGUGAGGUAUAACACGACACUGAAAACCUGUGAAGUCACUGCCUGGUGUCCGGUGGAAUCUAUUAAACGUGCGCCAGUGCCGGCCAUUCUGAGGAGUGCCGAAAACUUUACCGUGCUCAUAAAAAACAACAUCCACUUCCCCAAAUUUAACUAUACUACGAGAAAUAUUUCACCAGAAUUCAAUGUUUCCUGCAAAUACAACAAGCGAACGGCUCCGGAUUGUCCGAUUUUUCAUCUAGGAGAUAUUCUCCAGCUAGCAGGAGAGAAUUUUUCAGAGGUGGCUGUGCAGGGUGGCAUCAUGGGCAUUGAAAUUAACUGGGACUGUAUCCUUGACAAGUGGCUUCAUCGCUGUAAACCGAAGUAUGCUUUCCGGCGCCUGGAUGACAAGAAAGCCAGCGAAGCUUUGUACCCUGGCUACAAUUUUAGAUUUGCCCGGUAUUACAAGCAAGCUGAUGGAAAAGAAGGAAGAACUCUUAUCAAAGCGUACGGCAUACGUUUUGACAUCCUGGUCUUUGGCACAGCAGGAAAAUUUGAUUUCUUUGAGCUUCUGGUCUACAUAGGUUCUGCGCUCUCCUACUUUGGCCUGGCUCAGCUAGUUGUUGAUUUUCUCAUUACGUCAUACACCUUCCCCUGCUUCAAAUCCGAUCCAGUAAAGGAAUAUUAUUACCGAAAAAAGUGCGAAUCCGUGUCAGGACCGAGAUGGACGCUGUUCUACGUGUCUUACGUUGACGAACCGCACAUCUUGAUGGUCGACAAAACACUGAAAACCAGUUUACAGAACACUGGAGGCGAGAUUAUUCAUAGGCGCCCAGGCGAUCUGACUUAUCCCGCCAGAUUCCCGCUGAAACGUCCGGAUGACGUUGUCGCACUCGGAGAGAUCCAGGAACGGCAGCCCCUCCGGACUUCGGGGCCCACCGCUUCCUCCCACGAGCGCCCUCCUUGGUGCGGCUGUGGCCAGUGCCGCCCCGCAAAGCCCUACUCGGAGCAGCUGUGCUGCCGAAGGAAGAGCGGGCCUUGCCUCACCAGGUCCGCCUUGUUCCAGCAACUGGUCCUGUCGAGAUCCACGCUCGAGUUUGCCCUCCUUUACAAAGACCCCUUGCUGGACCUGAAAGGGGACGAUCCCAACAGGCCGCUUCGACACUGUGCUUACGAGCAGUAUAUUCAGUGGCGCUUUGGGGACCCUGACCUGGGAAGAAGGGCCGUGAUACCGAGUUGCUGCCGAUGGAAAAUCAGAGAUGCGUUUCCCAGCGAGAAGGACGAGUACAGUGGAUUUAAGGGGAGGAAGUGAUGCUUUGCAAAAAGGCUUUGUCUUAUGGCCUAAGCCCACGAGGGAAUAAGGCAGAAUACAAUUCCUCCCUCUUGUAUUUCCCCAGAAUAUGGUUUGAUCAGAUUUUAAACUAUGGUUAAGAGUUUUGGAUUAAAACUUGAGAGAUUCAGGUUUGUGUCCCUGUUGAGCCGUGAAAUCAACGAGGUGACCUUGAACCUGUCCUUUCCUCCCGGCCUUAUGAAGACAGAGUGAUGGAGGGAGACUCAAGAGUGUUGCAGCGGAUCAAAAUGAAAGCAUCGAAUGCGCUGGAGCCGUGGUCCUGUAGCUGAUUGAGCUGAUUUCCCUUUUUGGGACACCUCUUUCAGGCGGUCCCUGGCUGCAAACGGAGUCAGGACGAUCCUGAAAACGGUGGGGCUGAGACCCUGGAAUGCAAAGCCACUUCUAGGAAACAAUCAAUGUCCCGCAAAGC
Messenger RNA from Pogona vitticeps (central bearded dragon), 2313 nucleotides. RefSeq names its product purinergic receptor P2X 7 (gene P2RX7). Gene Ontology annotation, cellular component: plasma membrane. Gene Ontology annotation, biological process: calcium ion transmembrane transport; cell surface receptor signaling pathway; response to ATP. The record is from RefSeq and is a predicted model, not a curated record. NCBI's taxonomy places the organism in Eukaryota, Metazoa, Chordata, Lepidosauria, Squamata, Agamidae. Gene Ontology annotation, molecular function: ATP binding; purinergic nucleotide receptor activity; extracellularly ATP-gated monoatomic cation channel activity.